CUUUCUUAUGUGUUUGACGGGAAGAACUGCAAGAUUCCAACAAUAAUGGAGGAAGGGAAGAUCAUUGAUUCUGUGGCUAAUUUUUUGCACUGCGUCUCAGAUUCAAAUCCCAUCAAAAUCACUGGUUAAAGAGAUUCUUGCAGUGACCUUAAGUAGCCUCAAUUCUGUCUUCUUCCAUGGAGACGGCAACGAAAGGGCCAGAAGAAGAAGAAGAAGAAGAAGAAGAGUCUGCAAUUGGCGAGGAGCGUUAAUGGCGGACUGAUUUUCAGACGAAAACGAAGAAGAAUAGAAAAAGCCCUAAAUUCUUAUGGUUGGGUCGAUGUCAAGUCUGCGCAAAAGUCAAGGGUUGUUUGGAAUAAAGCAGCAGAAAAGGAAUUAUUCCCUUCAGAGAGUAUAAAGAAAGGCGUAAGGCAAAUCUCAGUUAUAGGUGUUUCGGAGAGAUAAACGCGCCACAUGCCUUCCUUUUCCCCCACAUCCCGUCGUUUGCCUCUGUUUUCGCCUCUGGCUUCUGAUCGGAGUUGAUGGAGCUCUUGAAUCCGCCAUAUCCUCCUCAUCUUCCUUCUUCUCUUAACGCCUUUCAUGGCUUCUAUUCGUCUUCGUCUUUGCUUCUUCCGAUGGUGAUCCCUCGUUUGCGUGGCGUCGUCGAAGAAGCUUCUUGCGACGACGACGACGGCGCUGAUUUUGUUUAUGUGGCUAUUGGCAAAUCAGUUGAGAAGUCUGCAAGUUUGCUUCGUUGGACAUUCCGUCGCUUUCGUGAUAAACAAAUUCGUCUCCUCCAUGUUCAUCAGCUCUCUUCUGUCAUUCCCACGCUACUAGGGAAGCUACCUGCAAGCCAGGCGAAUACAGAUGUGGUGGCUGCAUACAGGAAGAAGGAGUGGGAACAAACUUCUCGGGUUCUUGAAAACUACUUGGGAUUUUGCCAUAGAACCAAGGUCAAAGCUGGUAUUGUUCUAAUGGAAGCUGAACAAGUUCACACAGGGAUAGUAGAUUUGGUUAACAAAUUCAAAGUUAGGAAGCUUGUCAUGGGGACCAUGGCGGAUAGUUGUGUGAAAGUGAAAGUAAAGAAGAGCUCUAGUAAAGCAGAUUAUGCUGCCAGAAAUAUCCCCUUUCCAUGUGAGAUAUGGUUUGUCAACAAAGGGAAGCAUGUAUGGACCAGAGAAGCUGUUGAAGGCUCAAGUUCUGCUUCAUCAUUGUUUCUUCCCGAGCUGGCUAUCACAGAAAACUUUCCUGCUCAGUCAUCUCUGAAUGAUGAGAGUCACUCAUUCAACCUGGAAGAUUCUCAAUCUAGUUCUGCUAAUGCUAUAAUUGAAGGCUUAAACUGCAUUAACAAGGAACCCUUUGAUGUAGAAGGCGUUGUGUCGAGUUCUUCGGAUAGAUACUUUCCCUGCCCUCUGCAGAUUUCUUCCAGUCCUGCUAGCUCAAGCUCUGAUUCAGGACAUUCAUCAGUUGAAGGGAGAGAGUCAACAAGCUCUGAUUCAAGGGUUGAGGAAAGGGGUUUAUAUGGUGAACUUAAAGAUGCCGUUAUAGAAGCAGAGGCAUCAAGGAAUGAAGCAAUUGAGAUGCAUUGGAUGUGUAGAAAGAUGGAACAAAGUGCUGCAGAAUCCAUAAAAAAGUUCAAGGUCUUCAAAUGUGUCAAUGAACAUGAAAUUGAUCUUAGGAAAGAGAUUGAGAGAAUGUUGAGGACUACCAUUGAGAAGAAAGAAACUCUCUCAGAAGAAAGAACUGAAAUACUUGAGGAGCUAGAGAGGACAUUGAAAACUCUUACUCUUCUUGACACUCAGACACGGCAAGUAACUCGAAAGCAUGAAGAAGCCAUUACAGAACUCAAAAUUAUACAAGCUUCCAUUGCAGCUCUCAGGAAGGAAAAGCAGACGAUUCAAAGCCAAAAGAUAGAUGCUCUGAAUUGGCUGUCCAAAUGGAAACAUGAGAAGGCUGCUUCUGCAAAUUAUAACAGAUCGAUCGGAUUUGUGGAGAAUCAAACUCAGCUGGCUGAAUUUUCAUUGUUGGAACUACAAACAGCCACAUGUGGCUUCUCUGAAAGCUUCAAGAUUGCUCAGGGAGGAUAUGGUUGUCUUUACAAGGGUGAAAUGUUGGGUAAGACUGUUGCCAUAAGGAAGCUGCAUCCACAUUAUGUAUUGGGUCCAGCUGAGUUUCAAAAUGAGGUUGAAGUAUUGGGUAAACUACAACAUCCUCAUUUGGUGACUUUGCUUGGUGUAUGCACGGAAGCCUGCUCUUUGGUAUACGAGUAUUUUCCCCAUGGGAACCUCCAAAAUCACCUUUUCCCUAAAGGCAAUACUCCUCCGCUGACAUGGAAGACUCGAGCACGGAUAAUCGCUGAAAUUGCAAGUGCCCUUUGCUUCUUGCACUCUUCAAAACCUGAAAACACUGUCCAUGGGGAUCUGAAGCCUGAAAACAUUCUUUUGGAUUCUGAAUUCAUCUCCAAGAUCUGUGAUUUUGGUAUUUACAGGCUGAUAUCUGAAGACACACUGUACUGCCCAAGUUUUAGGAGAAGCACUGAACCAAAGGGUGCCUUUUCAUAUACAGAUCCAGAGUGUCAGCGAGAUGGAGUUCUCACGCCCAAGUCUGACGUUUAUUCCUUUGGGCUGAUCAUUUUGCAGUUGCUCACAGGGAAACCAAUAGUUGGAUUAGUAGGUGAGUUGCGCAAGGCCAUUUCAUUUGGUCAACUCGAGUCCGUUUUAGACUUGUCUGCGGGAGAGUGGCCUAUUGAUGUUGCUAAGCGGUUCCUAGACAUUGGUCUACAAUGUUGUGAACUGAAGGGGAGUGAUCGACCUGAGCUGACACCUAGUCUCGUGAGAGAAUUAAAGCAACUGCAUGUCUCAGAAGAGAGACCUGUGCCAUCUUAUUUCUUGUGCCCCAUUCUUCAGGAGAUCAUGCUGGAUCCCCAAGUGGCUGCAGAUGGUUUCACGUACGAAGGAGAAGCUAUACGUGAAUGGUUAAGCAAUGGCCGGGAAACUUCUCCAAUGACCAAUUUGAAACUCAGCCACCCGCAGCUUACUCCAAAUCAUGCUGUGCGUCUUGCCAUUCAAGAUUGGCUUUCCAGAGUUUGACAAUCCCACCUAUCUAACAGGUCUGAUUGGUGUAUAAUAUGUUGUUUAUAUUAUCACAAAGCUAUGUCUAUGUUCCUAUGCCAUCCUUCGUCAGUGUAGAUACUUGAAAUUUUGCAGAAAUAAAAUACAUCUUUGCUCUGGUUUUUCCCCC
Molecule: messenger RNA, 3219 nt
Organism: Cucurbita maxima (winter squash)
Lineage: Eukaryota; Viridiplantae; Streptophyta; Magnoliopsida; Cucurbitales; Cucurbitaceae
Product: U-box domain-containing protein 33-like
Exons: 7
Coding region: 522-3068 (848 amino acids)
Biological process (GO): protein ubiquitination; protein phosphorylation
Molecular function (GO): protein kinase activity; ATP binding; ubiquitin-protein transferase activity
Source: RefSeq, a predicted model, not a curated record